AUGCCAGGGGAUAAAGCUAAAAGCAAGGAACUCCUAAAUAAGUUGGUUGCAAAGCAGAAAGGCACAGCAUUCACCGGGGGUUACCGAAGAUACACCCCGGAAGAAAAUCCGCAAAAUGCCUAUCUUUACCGGCAGCAAAAACAGAAAGAGGAUGCUAAGAAAAAAGUACGCUCAGAGUUGAUUAAGGAACUGGAAAUACGGAUGGAAGAGGCAGAAUAUCGCCAUACUAGCGAGGUUGUGUGCUACUUUCCGGUAAUCGUUCCUUUAGCUAAGGAUGCUUUAGUCAAGUUUCUAACGGUGCUACUGGAACUAAGAGAUCCCUUCCCUCAUAACUAG
Messenger RNA from Striga asiatica, 336 nucleotides. The record is from the annotation of a GenBank genome assembly. NCBI's taxonomy places the organism in Eukaryota, Viridiplantae, Streptophyta, Magnoliopsida, Lamiales, Orobanchaceae.